UGGCUUAAACAUCAUGGACAAGUCUUACAAACUUAGGGUUGUGGCCUUUUUAAUGCUAUGUGUGGUUGUCCGGUCUCAACUAAGUCCAGAUUUUUACUCUAAAAGUUGCCCCAACUUACUAAACAUUGUGCGGCGAGAAGUUAGGAACGCGAUAAAGAACGAGAUGAGAAUGGCUGCUUCUUUGCUUCGCCUCCAUUUCCACGACUGCUUCGUCAAUGGGUGCGAUGGGUCGGUGUUGUUGGAUGGAAGUGACGGAGAGAAGUUUGCUCUCCCUAACUUGAAUUCAGCUAGAGGAUAUGAAGUGAUUGACACGAUCAAAAGUGCAGUGGAGACUGCAUGCAGCGGCGUCGUUUCGUGUGCAGAUAUUCUCACCAUAGCUGCACGAGACUCGGUUGUGUUGAGUGGAGGCCCAACAUGGAAGGUAUUUUUGGGAAGAAGAGACGGAUUAUUUGCGAACCAAACAGCAGCCAAUGGUCUCCCUUCCCCCUUCGAGUCUCUCGAUUCAAUCAUUUCCAAAUUCGACGCACUUGGCCUAAACAUCACAGACGUCGUUGCUUUAUCAGGCGGUCACACGAUCGGCUUAACAAAGUGCGCGCUCUUCAGCGACAGAUUGUCCAACUUCAGCGGCAGCGGCGUGCCCGACCCCACGCUGGACAGCAGCCUGAUCCCGGAGCUCCAGUCCGCGUGCCCCGUCAACAGCGACGGCAACAACACUGUGGCGCUCGACAACAGAUCCAGAGACCUAUUCGACAGAAAUUACUUCGGGAAUCUGUUGAAAGGGAGAGGAAUUCUGCAGUCUGAUCAAGUGCUGGUUGCCAACGAUUCAGCGACCAAAGCCAUCGCACAGCUCUACAGUAACAACUCUGCGGUUUUCUUCUGUGACUUUGCGAACGCGAUGAUCAAGAUGGGAAAUAUCACCACCCUAACCGGAGGGGAUGGAGAGAUUAGGAGCAACUGUAGGGUUGUCAACUCUUGAUUUUGAGUAACUAAACAUGUUUUGUGGAGUAACUAUUGAUAAUGAAAAUAAUAGUAUCCACCCUAUGCAUAAUAAACAAACUUUAGCAAA
This is a messenger RNA of Salvia hispanica, 1066 nucleotides long. RefSeq names its product peroxidase N-like. The record is from RefSeq and is a predicted model, not a curated record. Gene Ontology annotation, biological process: response to oxidative stress; hydrogen peroxide catabolic process. Lineage: Eukaryota; Viridiplantae; Streptophyta; Magnoliopsida; Lamiales; Lamiaceae. Gene Ontology annotation, molecular function: peroxidase activity; heme binding.